UCUGGUGCGUCGGGGACGAGCGGAAGCAGCAUUUGUUGUAGCUCCUUCUUGUUUUUCUGUUUCCGACACGUUCAGGGUCUAAACGGGUUCAACAGCCGCGGCUGCAUGUCUCCGCCAGUUCCCUCCGUAAAACCUCAUCUACCGCCCACGAAUGAAGAUUAACAGGUAUGCCAAAGGAAAAAUAUGACCCUCCAGAUCCCCGCAGAUGUUACACGAUCAUGUCGGCCGAAGACGUGGCCAGCGGGAAGAAGUCUCACUGGGCGGAGCUCGAGAUCUCAGGCCGGGUGAGGAGUCUGAGCAGCUCGUUGUGGACCCUGACCCACCUGACCACGCUGCACAUCAACGACAACAACCUGACCCGCAUCCCGCCGGACAUCGCCAAGCUGCCCAACCUGGUCUACCUGAACCUGUCGUCCAAUAAGCUCCGCAGUCUGCCCGCCGAGCUGGGCAACAUGGUCACUCUCAGGGAAUUGCUUUUAAACAACAAUCUUUUGCGAGUUCUGCCUUAUGAACUUGGGAGGCUUUUCCGGCUGCAAACUCUGGGGCUAAAGGGAAACCCUUUGUCCCAGGACAUCCUCAACAUCUACCAGGAACCCGACGGAACCAGGAAGCUUUUGAACUACAUGCUCGACAAUCUAGCAGUUCACCCGGAGCAGCUCCCCCAGAGGCCGUGGAUCACCCUGAAAGAGCGAGACCAAAUGACGCCCACGGCCGUCUUCACGGUCAUGUGUUACAACGUGCUCUGUGACAAAUACGCCACGCGGCAGCUGUACGGCUACUGCCCGUCCUGGGCGCUGAACUGGGAGUACCGCAAGAAAGGCAUCAUGGAGGAGAUCACCAGCUGCGACGCCGACAUCAUCAACCUGCAGGAGGUGGAGACGGAGCAGUACUACACUAUGUUUCUGGAAACACUAAAAGAUCGAGGUUACGACGGCUACUUCUGUCCCAAAUCUCGUGCCAAACUGGUUUCGGAGCAGGAGAGGAAACACGUGGAUGGAUGUGCGAUCUUCUUUAAGACGGAAAAGUUUACGCUGGUGCAGAAACACACGGUGGAGUUCAAUCAGGUGGCCAUGGCCAACUCUGAGGGGUCCGAGGUCAUGCUGAACAGAGUGAUGACCAAAGACAACAUCGGCGUGGCGGUGCUGCUGGAGGUCAAUAAGGAUUUGUUCUCCAGUGGCAUGAAGCCCCCCCAGGAGAGGCAGCUGAUCCUCGUGGCUAACGCUCACAUGCACUGGGACCCGGAGUACUCGGACGUCAAGCUGAUCCAAACCAUGAUGUUCCUGUCGGAGCUGAAGAGCAUCGCCGAGAGCGCCCUGAGCUCGGUGGCCUCGGGCUCGCCCACCUCCGACCCGUCCUCCAUCCCCAUCGUCCUGUGCGCCGACCUCAACUCGCUGCCCGACUCGGGUGUGGUGGAGUACCUGAGCAACGGAGGAGUGGCUGAAACCCACAAGGACUUUAAGGAGCUGCGCUACAACGAAUGUCUGACCAACUUCAGCUGCAACGGGAAGAACGGCAACUCUGACGGGAGCAUCACCCACAGCUUCCAGCUGAAGAGCGCCUACGACAGCAACCUGAUGCCUUACACGAACUACACGUAUGACUUCAAGGUUUUAUUGCUCCUUUUCAUAUUUUUGCACACUGAAUGUUUCUCCCCUUUUUUUUUUAUUUCCUGCCCCUUUUUUGAAAAAGCUGAAAACCAAAUGUUGGGGUGAAAUUGUUUAAUCUCCAAAUUUAUGCUUAUUUUUGCCUUAAUUGUGACGACAAACUAAAAACAGCUGUUUUAGGAGAAAUUUACCACAUCAGUCAACGGUCGAGCUUUUUUUUUCCUUUUCUGCUUCGCACAUUUAUUAAAUAAAUAAUUCUAGAUAUUAUUACUGCACCAUAAAUCACCAUUUAUAAAGUUUAAACUUAACUUAAAACCACAAAUCACACUACAAACAGCCGAAGUUAAAACAAUAUCUAUAUGUGGGGAAAAGAGUUUUUAAGGGUAAAAGUUGUUGUUUUUAAAGGCAGAAUAUGUAAUGGUAAUUAUCAGUUUGAAUAAAGAUGAUGGUUUAUUUGAGGAGGAGGUUUCACAGUAACGUCUGGCUGCAGAUCUUUUCUUUCGGGUUUAAUUUGUCACUUUAUCGUCUGGUCGACCUCAACCUGAACGCUGCCUCACCGAGCCGCUUCGUUCACCUCCUUUAAAUCUAUUUCUGUCUAACUUUACCUCACUGCUUUGUUUUUGUUUUUACUCAAAGACGCGUCUUUGUGAGUUCCCUGCAGCUUUGUGACUCGGCGGAGAAAAGGUCAGGUUAGCGAGUGGCGUCUGCGUUUAGCCAAAUCUGUGGUCAAAUUAGCUCGUUUCAUUUUGGUUUGCGCAGAAAUAAAGAACAUUUCAGGGUAUUUACAGACGAUUAUCAAAGAAAGUCAACAAAAACGUUAGUAUAAUGUGUGUUUUAGGUGUUUGUUUACCAAUGCCAGGGCGGGGAGGACAUGUUUAACAUCGAACUGCCGCACACCUCAGGGCUCUGCAGGACCUCAUUAAAGACUCACGUCUGGAUAAACGGGAAGCUCUUUUCUUUAGAAGCACAAGUAUUUUAUUAUAUUUGUUAAAGUUUCACGUUAUUUGAUUUUUUUU
This is a messenger RNA of Austrofundulus limnaeus, 2620 nucleotides long. RefSeq names its product CCR4-NOT transcription complex, subunit 6-like (gene cnot6l). Gene Ontology annotation, molecular function: protein binding; 3'-5'-RNA exonuclease activity. The record is from RefSeq and is a predicted model, not a curated record. Lineage: Eukaryota; Metazoa; Chordata; Actinopteri; Cyprinodontiformes; Rivulidae.